Messenger RNA from Saccoglossus kowalevskii, 1023 nucleotides. RefSeq lists its product as uncharacterized. NCBI's taxonomy places the organism in Eukaryota, Metazoa, Hemichordata, Enteropneusta, Harrimaniidae. Gene Ontology annotation, molecular function: protein binding. The record is from RefSeq and is a predicted model, not a curated record. Gene Ontology annotation, biological process: signal transduction.
GGGAACCAUAUUCUACGAAACGCCGUAGUUAUCAGACUGAUAUUGAAAACAAGGCUACCAUUACCGAUUUACUGUCAAGCAUCAAUCUACUUACCGCGGUUAUAGAAAUGGCAGAACCAGGAGAAUCACGUCAUUCUGCAAUGAUUUCCUACAGCUGGAAUGACAAAACAAAAGUUGAUAAAAUAGCCAAUGAAAUGACAGCAAAUGAUAUUCGUGUUUGGAGAGAUGUCAAUGAUAUGGGCAACGAAAUCUAUUCAUCAAUGGGCGGAGGGGUCGUUAAUUCCCUUGUAUUUAUUGCAUGUAUCUCGGAUGGAUAUCAGAGCAGUAUUAACUGUAAACAGGAAUUAAGGUUGGCAGCCGACAAAAAAAAAUGCAUCAUUCCCAUCAAAAUACAGGAUGUGAAAUUUGAUAAUGAAGUUGCGUUAAUAUGCGCUGGUAAAUUGUACAUUGACUUCUCAGAUGACAGCAAGUUCGAAGAAAAAAUUAAGAAUCUGAUUAAUAGAGUCAAAACACACAUGGACCAACCUGAUUCUGCCGAGCCGAUAAACAAUGUCGCAGUAUCCACCGAAGUUAGUACCGACAACAUCGAGUUUGUGGUGAAUGAAAUUACCAAAGAAUGGAAACCACUUGGAAGAAAGCUUGGAUUCAAAGACGCCGAUUUAGAAGCCUUCUUUUCUGAUCAUCGGAUAGACGGUAUAAAAGAAGUUAUAAUGGCAAUGCUCAGAAAGUGGAAACAGAAUGGAAAUGCAACAGUAGAGAAACUUCGACAGGCACUUCAAGGUGUAGGGAGAAAGGACGUGGCUGAUAAAUUGUAAUAGGAAAAUAACGACGGUGUUUUUAGUUUUCUAGUAAGGUACGAUUAUGUAAUGUUUUUCCUGUGUUUUAAAUAUUUCUGUGUUUCCCCGCCAGGAACAUGUAUAAAACGUGCUUAUUAUAACAACACUUUUAAAAGUGCUUUUACUAGACACACAUUUUGUAAAGUUUUUAUAAAGUGUAAAGUGUCUCAAUCGAAGACAUAUUUUA